Messenger RNA from Dothidotthia symphoricarpi CBS 119687, 1065 nucleotides. RefSeq lists its product as uncharacterized. NCBI's taxonomy places the organism in Eukaryota, Fungi, Ascomycota, Dothideomycetes, Pleosporales, Dothidotthiaceae. The transcript has 2 exons. The annotation marks the transcript as partial. The record is from RefSeq and is a predicted model, not a curated record.
UCGUUCAAUUCAAUGAAUUCGACUAUCGCAAUUGUGAGCUGGGUACCUGAACCUGAAGGCCGAGGGACCAUAGGCCUGGUGUGGAGCUGCCUCGUUACAAUUUUCCUCUGCACUUGGAGCGCUAUACAUCCUAAUCUUCCUGCGCCCACGGAUAGUCAGUUGAGGAGGUUUGGGCGACACGUGGGUCAUGUGUUCAUUGCUUUAGUAGCACCAGAAUACACAGUACUUUUCGCCGUUGAGCAUUUCUUGAUGGCUCGGAAGUCACCUGGCUGGUCGCUCCUGCAAUGUUUCUUUCUAACUAUGGGAGGAUAUGCUUUGCAAACCAUAUCCGACACUGAAGACGAGCCUCCUGUUCGUAUCAAGCCGCAACAGCUUGUAAGCUACUUUGAGUCGGGCAAACUAGCUUGGCCUGAAGUCAGCGUGUCUGAUAUCGAGGAUCGCAGCAAGGCCGAUUGGAUCGUAAAACUCGUCACCCUGGUGCAAGUAACGUGGUUUGUGGCACAAGUCAUCGGCCGCGCACUCCAAGGCUUGACCGUAACCACUUUAGAGCUCUUCACCUUAGGCAAUGUGUUCUGCGCAGCUGUCAUGUAUAUUCUGUGGUGGCAUAAACCCUUCGAUGUUCGUACGCCUAUCGUUCUUCGAAUCAAGUCACCUCUACCCGAGCUAGCACAUGUCAUCUCAAUAGUGGAUCUCGAAGAUACAUUGCCAAAGAAGAGGAGAAUUCCAGGAUGGAGUACGAUAGCUGCCACUUUGGUUUUUGGUGGAUUACUUGUUGUCGGCUGGCAGUUCCAUUUCCCAUCCUCAGUGGAGGAAUUGUUGUGGAGGAUAAGCAGCAUAGGGGUGAUAACGCUAUCCUUGGUUGCCGCACUAAUGGCUUGGUCUGUGAACGUUGUGAAUUUGUUGUGGUGGGAAAAAACGUUUGCUCGUUUCGUAGUGAUAUCCAUGGUCUUGUACACACUACUCAGACUCUACAUGUUCGUCGAGAUGUUUAUAGGUCUGAGAGCAGUUCCAGCCGACGUCUACAAAACGCCGCAAUGGUCCCAGUAUUUCCCUUCUUUUGGUUGA